CCUGCAGUCCUGCUCUUGCGCAUGAAGCCAUCUCGUCCGAACGAGGACUGCUUCCGCUUCCUUUUCCUCCUCAGAGAGGCCACCGCCUCCGCCGCCCCGCGGCGCCGCCUCCCUCCCCUCCACGCGCUCCUCGUCAAGCUCGGGCUGCAGCCGUACGAGCGCGUGCACAAUGCUCUCAUCCAGGCCUACGGCGCGGCGGGCCUCGUCGCGGACGCGCGCAGGGUGUUCGACGGAAUGUCCCGCCGGGACACCGUCUCGUUCAACUCCAUGAUCCACGGCUACGCCACGUCCGGCGACGUCGCGUCGGCGCGAGAGGUGUUCGAGAGGGUCCCGGCGCCGACCCCCGUCACGUGGACGUCGAUGGUCGCGGGGCUCUGCCGCGCCGGGGACGUCGCGUUGGCGAGGCGCUUCUUCGAGGAGAUGCCUGGAAGGGACGUGGUUUCUUGGAACGCCAUGAUAUCUGGGCUCGUCGGGAACCACCAGCCCGUGGAGGCGCUCGAUCUCUUCCGCCGGAUGCUGGCGGAAGGCUUCGUGCCAAACCGUGGGACGGUCCUGGGUGCGCUGUCGGCGUGCGUGGGUGCCGGCGGGUUGGAGACAGGGAAGUGGAUCCACGCCUUCGUUGAGAAGAAGAAGCUCUUCCGGUGGUGGGAUGAAAUCCUCGGCACCGCGCUGCUCGACAUGUAUGCCAAGUGCGGUGCCGUGGAGCUUGCUCUGGAUGUCUUCACCAAGUUGAGGUCGAGGGACACACACACAUGGAACGCCAUGAUCAAUGGCUUGGCCAUGAAUGGCUACUCAACAAAAGCAUUGGACAUGUUUCGCCAAAUGGAACUUGAUGGAACAGUUGUGCCGGAUGAAGUGACCUUUUUAGGAGUCCUACUGGCUUGCAGUCAUGGUGGAUUUGUGGAUGUAGGGAGGGAGUAUUUCUAUAUGAUUGAGAAGAAGUACGGCAUAGGGUUAGUCAUUGAGCAUUAUGCAUGUAUGGUUGAUCUCCUUGCUCGCUCUGGUCAUCUGCAAGAAGCCCACAAGAUCAUUACAGAAAUGCCGAUGAAACCAGAUCGUGUCAUUUGGAGGGCAUUGCUCAGUGGAUGCCGACUCCACAGGGAUGUCAAGAUGGCUGAAACUGCAGUAUCUGAGAUGGAAGCAGCUUGUAGUGGCGACCAUGUUCUCCUGUCAAAUCUCUAUGCUGCAGUUGGGAGAUGGAGUGGUGUUGAAGAUGUCCGGAGGACCAUGAGAAGCAAAGGGAUCGAGAAAAUUCCUGGAUGCAGCUCGAUUGAGAUUAAUGGCUCCAUCCAUGAGUUUAUGUCAGGUGACAAGUCACACCCAUCAUAUAGUGAGAUUCACGCGAAGUUGGUUGAGAUUGGCUCAAGGAUGCAACUGCAAGGUUAUGUCACAGAGACUGCAGAAGUGUUCCACGAUGUUGAAGAGGAAGAGAAAGAGCAGGCACUCGGUCAUCACAGCGAGAAGCUUGCAAUUGCAUUUGGCCUCAUUGGAGGCACUCCAAAUGUAGCAAUCAGAAUCGUGAAAAAUCUUCGCUUUUGUGCAGAUUGCCACAAUUUUGCCAAGUUAGUAUCCCAGAUCUAUCAUCGGGAGAUUGUGGUUCGUGAUAGAGUCAGAUUCCACCAUUUUGUAGAGGGAACCUGUUCUUGCAAUGAUUUUUGGUAGUAGAAAACUCUGGAAGACUGGGAUUGUGGCAUGAAGUAUGUUUUUCUCGUCUCACUUCUUUUUCUUGCGAGGUUUAUUUCUUUUCCUUUUUAA
Oryza brachyantha (malo sina) is the source of this 1755-nucleotide messenger RNA. Its product is annotated as putative pentatricopeptide repeat-containing protein At5g40405. NCBI's taxonomy places the organism in Eukaryota, Viridiplantae, Streptophyta, Magnoliopsida, Poales, Poaceae. Gene Ontology annotation, molecular function: RNA binding; protein binding; zinc ion binding. The transcript has a single exon. The record is from RefSeq and is a predicted model, not a curated record. Gene Ontology annotation, biological process: RNA modification. The coding region runs from base 22 to 1662 and encodes 546 amino acids.